GCGCCGGGGCUGAGCCGGGCGCGCACGGGCUGCCGCAUGUGCCGCGCGGGGAGCGGCUGCAGAGCGGGCGGAGAGCGAACACGAGAGGCCCCGUCGGAGCGGCAGCCGGAGCAGCGCCGGAGAUGGGAGAACAGCCCAUCUUCACCACCCGAGCCCACGUUUUCCAGAUCGACCCCAGCACCAAGAAGAACUGGGUGCCUGCGAGCAAGCAGGCCGUCACAGUCUCCUACUUCUACGAUGUCACAAGGAACAGCUAUCGGAUCAUCAGUGUGGAUGGAGCCAAGGUGAUCAUAAACAGCACAAUCACACCCAAUAUGACUUUCACCAAAACAUCGCAGAAAUUUGGGCAGUGGGCCGACAGCAGAGCCAACACGGUGUUUGGUUUGGGGUUUUCCUCGGAGCAGCAGCUGACAAAGUUUGCAGAGAAAUUCCAGGAGGUGAAAGAAGCUGCCAGAUUAGCCAGAGACAAAUCCCAGGAGAAAAUUGAGACCUCGAGCAAUCAUUCCCAAGCAUCCAGCAUCAACGGAACAGACGAUGAAAAGGCGUCUUGUGCGGGUCCUGCCAGCACACACCUCAGGUCUGAGAACGACAAGCUGAAGAUCGCUCUGACACAGAGCGCCGCCAACGUGAAGAAAUGGGAGAUCGAGCUGCAGACCCUGCGGGAGAGCAACGCCCGGCUGACCACGGCACUGCAGGACUCGGCGGCCAGCGUGGAUCAGUGGAGGAGGCAGUUCUCCCUCUGUCGUGACGAGAAUGACCGGCUCCGGAACAAGAUUGACGAGCUGGAAGAGCAGUGCAGCGAGAUAAACAGAGAGAAGGAGAAGAAUACCCAGUUGAAGAGAAGAAUUGAGGAGCUGGAGUUGGAACUCCGAGAAAAGGAGACGGAGUUGAUAGACCUCCGAAAACAAAGUGAAAUCAUACCUCAGCUCAUGUCAGAGUGUGAAUACGUCUCUGAGAAGUUAGAGGCGGCAGAGAAAGACAAUCAGAACCUGGAAGACAAAGUGCGCUCCCUGAAGACGGACAUCGAGGAGAGCAAGUACCGCCAGCGCCACCUGAAGGUGGAGCUGAAGAGCUUCUUGGAGGUGCUGGACGGGAAGAUCGAUGACCUGCACAACUUCCGCCGGGGCCUCUCCAAGCUGGGCACCGACAACUAGGGCUGCGCAGCCUUGUGAAGAGUGCCCCCCCCAGGCCACACAGACCCCCGGUGCACCUGCCAGGAGCCCAGAGAAACCACGGUGGAGUCCAGACUGUGGGACAUUUUGGCGGAUGACUGACAGGUCCGAUGAUAUGCAGCUGUGGGGAAUGUGUCACUGUUCUUACCCUAUGGACCACUUUUAAUAUAAAAUCCUGACUUUAAAUAAAUUGUUGUAGCAAUGUCUUAUGGUGUGACAGACAAUUAGGCAUUUCUUGCAUCAAAUGUAAGAAUUUAACGAAUAGCAUGAGGUGGAUAAGUGGA
Mesoplodon densirostris (Blainville's beaked whale) is the source of this 1456-nucleotide messenger RNA. RefSeq names its product homer scaffold protein 2 (gene HOMER2). The transcript is spliced from 10 exons. Gene Ontology annotation, molecular function: G protein-coupled glutamate receptor binding. Gene Ontology annotation, cellular component: postsynaptic density; cytoplasm; dendrite. Lineage: Eukaryota; Metazoa; Chordata; Mammalia; Artiodactyla; Ziphiidae. The record is from RefSeq and is a predicted model, not a curated record. Gene Ontology annotation, biological process: regulation of store-operated calcium entry; G protein-coupled glutamate receptor signaling pathway. Bases 123 to 1154 code for a protein of 343 amino acids.